Molecule: messenger RNA, 5362 nt
Organism: Westerdykella ornata
Lineage: Eukaryota; Fungi; Ascomycota; Dothideomycetes; Pleosporales; Sporormiaceae
Exons: 4
Coding region: 150-5042 (1630 amino acids)
Biological process (GO): chromatin remodeling; negative regulation of transcription by RNA polymerase II
Cellular component (GO): nucleus; chromatin
Molecular function (GO): ATP-dependent chromatin remodeler activity; chromatin binding; ATP binding
Source: RefSeq, a predicted model, not a curated record
GCUCAUCCUCUCCUUCACCUUAAUGCAGCUGCAAUAGCUCAUGCCGGAGCCCAACAGCUUUACAUCAAUCACCCGAUAGUCAUCUACCGCCCCACGAAUUCCAGGCAUCAUUUCUCUACCUCCAAUACAGAUCUUUGGUUGCUGUCAACAUGAGCAGCGACGACGAGGAAGGGAAUCUUAUGGCGUCUUUCAAGAGAGGAGGGCGUACGCGCUCCAUACCCCGAAAGCAAGCCCCUCUCUCUCCUGGAGACUUUGUUUCCUCGGACGAGAGCUCCGCACACGAUGAAGCUCCAGCUCGCACCGGCGCCUCGACUACGGUGCGCAAGGUCGCCGUCGCGGUCAGGGUGAGGCCGGUAAGGAACGUAGAGGAGUAUACAUACUACGAGCCUGCGGAGGAAAUUGAGCGCAUAAACCGUGAGUACGGCAAGAGCGGUCAGAUGAUGUACGAGGUGGUUUUGUCAACAGGGCAGACUCGACAGAUAAGCUUCGACGAUCUAUUAGCUACCGAAGGCGGUUCAAGCGCUCUACAAAACUUCCAAGUAGACGAGGUCAGUCCUAGUGAAGGCGAUAUGUUCGAGUCACCCGCACCAGAAGCGAAACGGGGCCUGCGCAGGAACCGGACGAAGACCGGCGAAGACGGAUUCAUAAAUAGCGCUAUUAUCGAUCUCUCAGAUGAAGACAGCUCCCGGAGACCCAGACAGAGGCGCCGUCACGCUUUGAGUAGAGGGACGACGGACACAAGCCGUUCGCGGACGUACACAAGAAAGAGCAAGGCUUUCACCUCGGAUUCAAGCGAAGAGUCGGAAGCUGCUCCCAGACGCCGUGGGCGAAGGCCGAAGCGGAAGGUUCAGGAGCCUGUCCGCCGCUCGGGCCGAGUCCGCGUGCAGCCGCAAGACUUUGAUGAGGAAGAUGAAGAGGACGAGGAUGAGGAUUCCAGCGGCGUUGAUAUUCUUCGAUCAGAUGUGCUUCCGGGUCGCCGAAGGAAAAGAAAACGAGGCCUUGACGCCAGCUUCACACGAAAGAUCCCGCGAGUAGGAGUACGUCAGUCCGACAGGGCCACCCGUGCCCAGAACAACAUGCAAGAAGCGGAUGUCAACGAUAUUUACCGUUCGGAUUCCGAAACCCCACAGACGGUGGCUCAAAAGGUGGUCAGCGUACGCGAAGUCUUCCAGACUCUUCCACGAAGUAACCUUUUCCGAUCGCGCCAUGUUGAGGGCUGCGAGGUCUGUUCCGAAGGACCCACGAUUGCGCCUUUGAUUUACUGCCAGGGCUGCAGUCUUGCCUAUCACAAAAACUGUCUGGGAAAUCGCGGGACGCGGGAUCACCUCGUCACCAAAAUCGGCGAUGAGAAUUUUGUGCUCCAGUGCAAGCGAUGCAUUAACUUCUACAAGCGCAAAGAUCCCACCGCACCCGACCUUGCGAAGUGCAGCGACUGCCACAAGCCGGGACCCGCAUGUCGGCCUUUUCGGGAACGAAAGUCUCCGUUGCAGGAGCAGAAAGAACGCGACGACAACGGCGGCCAGGAUCCCAUAGUCGAUGUUCCUCCUAAUCUGAUUAACAAUGCUGCAAAUGUAUUGUUCAGGUGCACACGGUGCUCACGCGCCUAUCACUACCACCACCUGCCUCCAUUGUCACCGUAUGCCAUGGUCACUGAUCGUGACGAGGAUGAGACCGCGGAUGAGAGAUUCCAGGAGUACGCUAGGACUUGGCGGUGUAAGGAGUGCAAUGACACCAAAGACCUCAAAGUCGGUGGACUUAUAGCGUGGCGACCCUCUGAUGUGGAGACGUAUCAGCCUGGCACAUCUUGCGAGAUGCUCAGCGAGGACGAAAAACAAUAUCUUAUCAAGUGGGAAAAUCAAUCGUACUUCCGAGCUGCCUGGCAUUCUGGUGCUUGGACUUGGGGGGUCACAGCGCCCGCAAUGCGAAAGGCUUUCAACAAGCGUGAAGACGGCCCCAAAAUGCGCACCGAAGACGCAAUCCCAGAGGAGUUCCUUCGUAUUGACAUCGUGCUGGAUGUCAAGUACACUAGCUAUGUCGAAGUCCAAAAAGAAGAGAUCGACAAAGCACGCAUUAAAGAGGUGGACAAGGCUCUGAUCAAGUACAAAGGGCUCGGGUAUGAGGAUGCAGUUUGGGAGAAGGUCCCCACUCCCGAAGAUGGCGAACGAUGGCUCGAUUUCGUCACUGCUUACAAUGAUUGGGUUGCAGGCCGAUAUAUACGAUAUCCCAAGCAAGGUCAUUUGAAGGCGCGUCUCGAUAAAGCGCGCGCGACACCAUUUGCAAAGCUGGAGAAAGAAAAGCAACCUGACAAUCUCGUCGGCGGUGAGCUCAUGAAAUAUCAGAUAGAAGGGCUGAACUGGAUCUACUACCAGUGGUACUGCCAGAAAAACGGAAUUCUUGCGGACGAAAUGGGUCUUGGUAAGACCAUCCAGGUAAUUGGAUUCAUGGCGACUCUCAUUCAGGAUCACAACUGCUUCCCGUUCCUUGUGGUCGUGCCGAACUCCACAUGCGCCAACUGGCGCCGGGAGAUUAAGCAAUGGGCUCCAUCCUUGCGCGUUGUGACUUUCUUUGGAUCCGCAACAGCCCGGGACAUGGCAUAUAAGUACGAGAUGUUUCCGCAAGGCACCAAGGAGCUACGUGCCCAUGUAGUCGUUACCUCCUAUGAGGCGGCUACCGAUGAUAGCUGCAGGAAAGUGUUUAGGGGCGUCAAUUGGGCUGGCCUGAUCGUUGACGAAGGCCAGCGCCUAAAGAAUGACAGGAGCCAGAUUUAUGGCGCCCUCCAAGCUGUCAAAGCUCCUUUCAGAUUGCUUCUCACAGGGACACCCCUCCAGAACAACGCCAGGGAACUCUUCAACCUGCUACAGUUCCUCGACGAUACGAUCAACGCUGCCGAGCUUGAGGAAAAGUAUGCAGAGAUGACCACGGAGAAUAUCCGGGAGCUUCAUGAGCAGAUCCGGCCAUUCAUUCUGCGACGGACAAAAGCACAGGUCUUGACUUUCCUCCCACCGCUGGGGCAGAUCAUUGUUCCAUUAUCUAUGAGUGUUCUUCAGAAGAAACUCUACAAAUCCAUCCUUGCAAAAAACCCUGAGCUCCUGAAAGCUCUCUUCAUGACGCAAAGGAGUCUCAAACAGCAAGAAAAGGCCAACUUGAGUAACAUAUUGAUGCAGCUGCGCAAAUGCUUAUGUCACCCUUUCGUGUACAGCCGUGAAAUCGAGGAGCGCACCGAUAUCCAGGCAAUCUCGCAUCGAAAUUUGGUCGAAGCCUCUGCAAAACUGCAGCUGCUUGAGUUGCUUCUGCCGAAACUCCAACAACGCGGCCAUCGUGUUCUCAUUUUCAGCCAAUUCUUGGACAUGUUAAGCAUCAUCGAAGAUUUCCUUGACGGCAUGCAGAUGGCUUACCAACGUCUUGAUGGCACUAUGGGCUCGCUGGAGAAACAAAAGCGCAUCGACCAGUUCAAUGCGCCUGACUCGCCCCUGUUCGCUUUCUUGCUGUCGACCCGUGCUGGGGGUGUUGGCAUCAAUCUAGCAACAGCAGAUACGGUCAUUAUCCUUGAUCCCGAUUUCAACCCACAUCAAGACAUACAGGCCAUCUCGCGAGCUCAUCGUAUCGGCCAGAAGAAGAAAGUCCUUUGCUUUCAGCUCAUGACACGCUCCAGUGUGGAAGAAAAGAUUGUUCAGAUUGGACGGAAGAAGAUGGCUCUGGACCACGUUGUGGUCGAACAACUGGACGCAGAAGAUCUGGAGGAUAAAGACCUGGAGUCAAUCCUUCGACACGGAGCAGCCGAGCUCUUUCAAGACGAUGGCGCGGAUCAUGAUAUCCGAUACGAUGAGGCGUCGAUUGAGAAGCUCCUUGAUCGGAGCCAGAUAGAGAAUACGAAGACUGGCGCCGACGACUCAGCAGACUCCCAGUUCAGUUUUGCAAGAGUAUGGGCUAACGAUCAAGGGGCGCUGGAGGAUACUUUGGACACGACGGAUGAGGUGGUUGCGCCUGACCCUGGAGUGUGGGAUAAGAUUCUGAAGGAAAGACAAGCCGCGGCGGCAGCUGAGGCGCUGGCACGGGCCGAGGCUCUUGGUCGGGGCAAACGUGCACGGAUGAACGUCCGCUACGACACGGAGCAAGAUGCCACCGCUGAGGCUGCAGACGGCCCCUCGCCCGCCAGAGUCGAGAAGACGAAGAAGCUGAAGAAGAAGCGCGAAAGCGCCGAAAGCGACACGGAUUUCCAACUGUAUUCCGACGAACAACCCGAAGAGAGCGCCUCGGAACUGGAAGCCGAAGCAGAGCCCGAGAACAUCAAUGACCUCAAUCGGCCGCCGCAGCCUAAGAGCACAUACAGUUCUCUCUACAAGCAGAAUGGAUCAGUGAAACCAUUCGAGCGCGUCCACCUGCCCGUCCGGUCCACCCUCGAACCCCAGUUCGGUCGCUGGAAGGAGCAAGUCUGCAUCGCCUGCCACCAGACCCACGCGCUCGGCGCAUGCCCGCUCAAGAUUGCCGGCGUCGAGCACUGCGGUCUCUGCGGCCUGGCGCACUUUGGCCACGCGCGCACCUGCCCGCACAUCAAGUCGGAGACUCAGGUUCGGGAUAUGCUGGAGGCGUUGAAGAACUCGCCCGAGGAUAAGAGGCUGAUUGAGGCGGCGGCCAAGUAUCUGCGCGGUGUGAAGGGCACACUGGUUCAGCAGAAGAAGAGGGAUAGGGAGAAGGCGAUGAUGUUGGCUGCCGGUGGAGGUGGUGCUGUACCUGGUGCGGGUUUGACCCGUCCACCACAGCAGCAACAGCAGCAGCCUGCUGCGGGGGGUUAUCAGCGGUAUGAACAACAUGGGAACCCGCCUUCAUAUAUGGGUCCACCGCAAAGGGAGGUCCCCAAUACCGCUGCCGGAGGACCGAUUCCUGUGGUACCCGGAAGUGUGGGAAGUCAUAUCCAGGGCCAGAGGAAUGGGUUCCAACAGCAGCAACAACAGCAGCAGCAGAGGAGGGCCCAGCAGGUGCAGGAUCGGGACCGGGAUGAUCACGCUGUGGAGUCUGCCCUGAGAGGGUUCUUGGGGAAGUAGGUGGUGGAGUUUGAAGGGGAAAUUAGGCGGGUGACUAAGCACUUUGGCGAGGGCUUUUGGUGCGAGUUCUUCAUGUCGGGGGGUUCGGCAUGCUUUUUUUCUGGUUUCUGGGAAGUUUUACCCCUUCUUUUUGGUGUAUAUAUAGAUUCCGCUUGCGUUUCCGUAUGCGCUGGCAUACGCAAUGGGCAGGCCGGCGGGCAAGCAAGCAGUCAAGGAGAUCAUGGUUUGCGUUGCGUUUCCUUUCACAAGCUCCAAAUGGGAAGUUAGGCGCUUAGAUACCAAGUACCUACCGCAUACGCGCGAAGGCAUAUAUAUUCGCG